Haemonchus placei is the source of this 843-nucleotide messenger RNA. The record is from the annotation of a GenBank genome assembly. Lineage: Eukaryota; Metazoa; Nematoda; Chromadorea; Rhabditida; Trichostrongylidae.
AUGUCAUCAUCGUCCUCGUCUUCGGCACAAAUCGCAAAGGAUGUUCCGCCAGACUACGAAACCAUCGGCACAAUAUUCGGCUAUGCACUUGUGGCGUUAUCCUGGCUCCUAAUUAUUCUCACGUUCCCAUUUUCUAUGUGCGUAUGUCUCAAGGUUAUAAAAGAAUAUGAAAGAGUUGUUAUAUUUCGAAUUGGUCGACUAGUGUUUGGUGGUGCUCGAGGACCUGGAAUGAUCUUCAUUAUACCUUGCAUCGAUACUUAUAGAAAAAUCGAUCUUCGAGUGGUUUCCUAUGCUGUACCACCACAGGAAAUCCUAUCAAAAGACUCCGUGACAGUGUCCGUGGAUGCUGUCGUUUAUUUCCGGACGUCCGAUCCCAUCGCUUCUGUAAACAACGUGGAUGACGCUAUUUAUUCGACUAAACUCUUGGCCCAAACAACCCUCAGGAAUGCCCUGGGUAUGAAAACAUUGACUGAAAUGUUGACUGAACGAGAGGCCAUCGCACAGCUGUGCGAGACAAUUCUGGACGAAGGCACGGAACAUUGGGGUGUGAAGGUAGAACGAGUGGAAGUGAAGGAUAUCAGGUUACCUCAACAGCUUACUCGUGCUAUGGCUGCAGAAGCAGAGGCCGCUCGAGAAGCUCGAGCGAAAGUUGUAGCAGCAGAAGGAGAACAGAAAGCUUCUCGAGCUUUGAAAGAAGCAGCAGAUGUCAUUCAAGCGAACCCAGUCGCCUUACAACUUCGGCAUUUGCAAGCGCUCAACAGCAUCGCAGCUGAGCACAAUUCAACAAUCGUUUUCCCGGUGCCGGUGGAAAUGUUCGGUGCUUUCAUGAAGAAGGACAAUUGA